UUGCUGCUCAUGAUUGGCUUAGGUUUCCCAUGAUGCAUCGCUUUAUUUUGUCUUGUAUCUCAGGGAGAUGACAGAACCGACCGCCUUCCCUACCGACCAAGAGACGCAUCAAGCAGCCUGCGCUGCACAUUUGAACACACGAACUAAUAUGCCAGAAAGGACCCACCACACAGUAUAAACAGCGUCUGAUCUCAAGUUUGUCCCUUCUGUGACAUUGUAAGGUUUCUUGGGGUGUGUGUGUGUGUGUGUGUGUGUGUGAGUGAGCGUAUGUGAGUGCGUGUGUGUGUGUGUCGGCAGCACUUGCGAUGGCGUCUGUGAGUGCAACGCUGGAGAACCAACUCCACAGCGCUCAGAAGAACCUGCUCUUCCUCCAGCAGGACCACGCCAACACACUCAAAGGCCUGCACGCGGAGAUACGCCACCUCCAGCAACACUGCACAGACCUGACAUAUGAACUGACAGUGAAGAGCUCAGAUCCAAGUGACAGCAGCGAGGCGCGAUGUCGUGAGCUGCACCAGCGCUGCGAGGAGCUGGAGGCGCAGCUGAAGCUGAAGGAGGAGGAGAACACGGAGCUGCUGCGCGAGCUGGAGCAGAAGACGGCCAUGAUGUCCGUGCUGGAGGACACGCUGCGCGAGCGCGAGAAGAAGUACCUGGACGAGCUGAAGCAGAAGAGCCAGCGCCUGGCCGUGCUCUCGGGCGAGCUGGAGCAGAGGGCCAGCACCAUCGCCUACCUCACCUCCCAGCUGCACGCCACCAAGAGACGCCUGCUGGCGGGGGGGUCCGCCGACGCCGCCGCCGCCGCCGCGGGGGGGGCAGGGGGAGCCACCGGGGGCGCCAGCCCGUCCCCGAGUCCGUCCUCCUCCUCCUCCUCCCCCGCCUACCGCCCGACCCCGCCUGUGCAGCCCCAGCCCCCAGACACGCCCACUCGCCACCGGAUGCGCAAGAGCCUAUCGCAGCCGCUGCACGCCGAGUGGGCGGAGCUGUACCGGCAAGGGGCGGGGCCGGAGGGGCGGCGGCUCAUUCUGAGGGAGGCGCUAGAGGCCAUGCCUGACCCCACCCCUUUCCUGCAGCCGCGCGAACCCGCCCACGCCACCCCCCACGCGGCCCACCCCCCGCAGCCCCUGCACAAGAGCCGGCCCGCCGUCAUCCCCCCCAUCGCCUCUGACCGCGGCGAGCCCUCUGGGGCGGAGUCCGGCUCGCCCACCCCCACCGGCACGCCCACCCACACGCCCACCCGCCUCCCCGCCGUGCCCUCCUCCUCCUCCUCCUCCACCGCCGCGGCGGCGGCCUUCAGCCCCAGGGGCAGCCCCGCCCGGCAGCCGAGGGCUCACAUCGGGGUGGCGCACCGCAUCCCCCUCUCCCACGGCGCCCCCGGCGCCCCCAGCUCCUCGGGCCCCCAGGCCCCGGCCCAGCCCCACCCCCCCUCGCGCCCCAUCCACACGGAGCUGCAGACCCUGGCGGUGGACCAGGUCAACGGCGGGGCCAAGGUGGUGCGCAAGCGCUCGGGCGCGGACAGAACUGUGUAACGCUCUUUCUCUUUCUCUCUCUCUCUCUCUCUCUCUCUCUGUCACCCAGU
Clupea harengus (Atlantic herring) is the source of this 1576-nucleotide messenger RNA. It is a transcript of the gene ccdc92, whose product is annotated as coiled-coil domain containing 92. NCBI's taxonomy places the organism in Eukaryota, Metazoa, Chordata, Actinopteri, Clupeiformes, Clupeidae. The record is from RefSeq and is a predicted model, not a curated record.